Mercenaria mercenaria is the source of this 2787-nucleotide messenger RNA. Its product is annotated as probable 28S ribosomal protein S23, mitochondrial. Gene Ontology annotation, biological process: translation. The coding region runs from base 76 to 588 and encodes 170 amino acids. NCBI's taxonomy places the organism in Eukaryota, Metazoa, Mollusca, Bivalvia, Venerida, Veneridae. The transcript is spliced from 5 exons. The record is from RefSeq and is a predicted model, not a curated record. Gene Ontology annotation, cellular component: ribosome; mitochondrion. Gene Ontology annotation, molecular function: structural constituent of ribosome.
CUUUCCACCGGAAAUAACUUUUCUCGUAAAUUCUCGCGAUUGUUAAGUUAAGCUUCCGAGUAACCAAGAUGAGAAAUGGCAGGGUCAAGAGUGCACAAGUAUAAAUCCAUUUUUAAACGUGUAGAAGGUCUGAUCAAGUCUGAAGCUUUACCAUGGAAGGACCGACCAUUGUGGUACGAUGUAAUGGAAAGGUUCCCACCAAAGGUUGAUCCAGACUUUGAACGACCAGUGCCUAAAAACACUGUGAGGAAAAUACUAUAUCCAGAGGAUCUGAUUAGAGCUAAAUAUUAUGAAGAGUUUAACGACCGAGAUGUUGUGAAUAUGAGAACAGAGAGAGACGAUAUCAAGAUAAAGACUCAGGUAUUUGUCGAGGCAUACCUUGAGCUCCGAGAGCCAGGAAUGAAAGUUGAUGAAAUUAUUGAGAAAGUGGAACAAAAGCUCAAUAGUGAUGGCACUAAAUAUAUAAGGAAAAAGGCUAAGGUAUUUGUUGAAGAACCGAAACCUGACUUUGAUGACGUGAACAUUGAAUUGGAGAAAACACCCAAAAGCACAGGAGCAGAGUUAAAAUUUGCUGGAAGACCAAGAUGAUUUCACUGGGAACAUUUUUAUCUACUGAAGAUUGUGCUGCAUAAGACUGGGGGAUACAGAAACUGUCGUUUCAUUUCUUCGAUUAUUUAAGAAAUUAUAUAUGUCAAACAGUGAUUUGUUGUCAAAUUUUGUGUUUGGUGUUCAGAUGUAAAGAAACAAUAUUUUGAGGGAGCAGUUUGAUUAAUGUAAUAAUACACAUCUGAAAAACAAUGAUUUUAUUCAGGUGAAAAUCACUGUUUGAAAUAUGUUAUUUCUAUUCUGACACAGAAUCAAGUAUUAUUAUGUACAUCGGAUCCUUGACAUUGACCAAAUAUUUGCUUGUUUUAUGUGUGUGUAUGUUUUUUCCUUUGCUCCGCAAUUAAGAUUUAUGCUAUGAUGUAAUUAAGAAGUGAUGUUUAGAAAAAACAUGUUUUAACUUAAUUAAUGCACUGAAUGAGGUUAUACGUCCGUGGAAUAAUUUCAAACAAAUUUUGGUUGUUUUGUUUUAUUGGAGUGAACAAAGUUCAGCGGUAUGUCUUUAAAUUCAUUCAAUCAGUCGGUAUGUUUUUGAUAAGUACCCCUUUUAACAGUUAAUGGUACUGUCCAAAUUGAAAGAUGGACAAGUUCUUUAUAGAAAUUUAACAGGGUAAGGGUUAAUGUGUACAGUGACAGGAUUAUUCUAUCUUAAUUAUACAACAAAUAUCUUGAUUUGAACAAUUUUGUUAAAAAAAAUGUGUGACAUGUUUUCCACAAACAGAGAAUAUAUGUAAUAUAUAAAGUGCUUGAAUACUUUUGGAUAUUGGUGGUAAGCCAUUUUCAAAAAUUGGUGAUGGGAUAAACAUUUCUAUUCCCAUUUUAUGACUUGUUUACUUUUUUUAUAGUGGUAAACUUUAUUAUCAGUUGACCUAAAAAUGUAUAGGUGUAUACCAUCAUUCAUAAUAUGUUCAAAGGGAGAUAUGAACCAUUGAUGAUUUUAGUGAAUAAAAUUGCGUGAAACAUUAUAUGCCAUGUUGAAUUUAUAUAUUCAGGGCAUUUACAUGUGUUUACUUUAAACUACAUUUCUCUUUGGGUUAGUUCCCUUUGAUCAAUAUGUGAUCACUGUUUGUUGUUGCUUGGGAAAAUCCUUCCAGUUUGUUAAGAAUGUAACAGUUACUAUCUUUACCUGAACUUAGUAUGUGCUAAGUUAGAAGUUUUUGAAUGUUAGGGUUCAUUUUCAGGGGGUCAUUUUCAGAAUGUUAGGGGUCAUUGUCAUAAUGUUAGGGGUCAUUGUCAUAAUUUACAUUUGAUAUACAUUUUGUACACCUACCUAUUCAACAGUUGAAUAGUGUCGGCAGCAGUAGUCAAGAUAUGUCUCUGUUAUACUGUUACAUUGUAUUUAUCUUGCCAGCAAUCCUUAGUCUGAAGCUAUAACAGUAAAAAUAUGAGUUGCUUUUGACCUAAGUCUUUUGUGUUGACUUUUAUGUUCAGUAGACUUUGCAAGUUCUACUUUGUAGAUUGAAAAUGCAUGAGUGUUUUUUUUCCCAUUUAGUUAAUAGAAGAAAAUAUUACAUUUAGUUGAUAGAGGAAAAUGUUACAGUUGAAACUCUAUAUCUUGAACUUGCUUAUCUUAAAAUUCCGACUGUAAGAGAUUUUCAAGUCCCGUCUGAAAACAUACGCACAAAAUUUCCUUUAAAGUUGAAUUUUCAGUUAUCUCGAAGUGAAAUGCUCAGUCCCUUGGAAUUCAAGAUACCGAGUUUAUCAGCUGAGCCGUGCCAUGGGAAAACCAACAUAGUGGCUUGCGACCAGCAUGGAUCCAGACCAGCCUGCGCAUCCGUGCAGUCUGGUCAGGAUCCAUGCUGUUCGCUUUCAAAGCCUAUUGCAAUUACAGAAACCAUUAGCGAACAGCAUGUAUCCUGACCAGACUGCGCGGAAGCGCAGGCUGGUCUGGAUCCAUGCUGGUCGCAAACCCACUAUGUUGGUUUUCCCAUGGCACGGCUCAACUGUACUUGCAAAAGUAGUGCAAGUAAAAAAUCUGGCUACAUUUGAACCAUGUGGCAUUGAAUAAGAUUUCUUAUGUUUACUUUGUCAGCCCAGCAAUUUUCUUGUCAGUAUGGUAAAAAUUGUAGAAAUUUUUUAAAUCUUGAAACAGAAUUUCUAUUUUCUUUAUUGUUUCUGUAAGAGAAAGGAACACUGUUAAAGCACAUGUGAUCUGAUUUUAUUAAAGAAAAUAUGUAAAACUCA